AUGAUAUCUAUAGGAAGUGUAACAUUAUACACAGCUAUUAGGGGUUUCUUUCGUAGAAGUAUUCAGAAGCAGAUCGAGUACCGUUGCCUUCGCGACGGAAAGUGCCUGGUCAUCCGCCUUAAUAGAAACCGGUGCCAGUACUGCCGGUUUAAAAAGUGUCUCGCGGUUGGCAUGAGCCGUGACUCUGUAAGGUACGGCAGAAUCCCGAAGCGACGUGACGUGACUACACCAGAGAGUAUGGCCGAUCUUGCAAAGAACCUGUCGAACACCGAGCCCGCGCCAUCCGCCGCUGCGCAGCCCGUGCAAGAGCAAGACGCUGACGCGAUGGAGGAGUCUAAGGACGUCGCAAAAAUGGUCAUUCUGGCGCACCGCAAUUUGAAUUCGUACACUGAGGACUUCCGCAGGUCACUUCAGUUGCAGACGUUCAUCGUGAAAGUUGAUGAUAAUCGUGAAGGGCAAGCUGGAAGUAGUGGCAGCAAUGCCAGUACCAGCAACGCCAGCGCUGCUAACACCGCCAACGCUGCUAACGCCGCCAACGCCGAAAACGCCGCAAACGCUGCAAACGCCGCAGUUGCUUCAAGCAGCGUGGAGCCAACUGCCAAAUUGGAAGCUGCAGCUGACGACGGCAGCGCCGCCGCCGCCAGUCGCCUCGAAACCCUUACAGUCCUCUGGUCCAACGUCGCCUACCGCAUGACCCCUGCUGUCCAACAAGUUGUCGAAUUCGCAAAACGCUUACCAGGCUUUCAUAUCCUGCCGCAAGAUGACCAGCUUAUUCUGAUCAAGCUUGGAUUCUUCGAGGUAUGGCUGACCCGUGCCACUCGCAUCUCUAAUCCGACGGCGAUUGUCUUCGAUGACGGUACUUCGCUGAACCAUCGCCAACUCGAGUCAAUGUAUGAUACUUCCUUCGCGACCGGAAUACUGUCGUAUGUUCGAGCAGUGAUCAAUUUGGAGAUGACAGACGACGAGGCUGCAAUCUUUACUGCCUGUCUGCUCGUCUCACCAGAACGCAAUGGUCUCAGCGACCGCGAACUAGUCGAAUCACUCUUGCGCAGCGUUAACGAAGCCUUCAUGUAUGUGAUGACUGAGAAUGGAACAGCUAACGCCGCCAGUCGUCUGGAGUCAUUCAAUGCACUCGCACAAGAAGUACGCGUGCUUGGUGAUCGCCACCACAAUCUACUCGGUUGGUGCCGUGGCAACUGGCGUCGACUUGAUCUGCCUGCUCUCUUUUCGGAAAUCUUCGACAUACCGAAGAACGAAGAGGAGUACGCACCAGACCAUGCUGGCCCCGCUUAA
Messenger RNA from Pieris macdunnoughi, 1293 nucleotides. The record is from the annotation of a GenBank genome assembly. Lineage: Eukaryota; Metazoa; Arthropoda; Insecta; Lepidoptera; Pieridae.